AUGGAUACUUUUGGCCAAAGAUGGGAGCGGAUUGUGUUGCAUAUGCUCGGGGUUGCCAAACUUGUCAAAUGCACAGACCAAUUAGUCGAGCGCCAGCUGAGGAGUUGCAUCCCAUUAUUAAGCUAUGACCUUUUAGAGACCAACGGGCAGGCUGAGGCUACUUAUAAGAGCUUGGGGAUGAUCAUCAAAAAAUUGCUGGAAGAUAGCCCUCGGAAAUGGCACAAAAAUGCCGUGUUGCUAGUAGAGAUCACGGUUCCUUCCUUGCGGGUCGCUCAACGACAUGGUUUGAGCAUCGAAGAUUAUCAUUGGGCACUGUACGGUGAGCUGGAUCAAGCAGAAGAGGAGCGAUGGACUGCUUUUGAAAUUAUUCGGGCACAUAAAGCCAAGGUGGCACAGUGGUAUAAUAAGAAAGUUAAGGACUGGUCAUUUGCAAUUGGUGACUUGGUUUGGAAAUGUGUUUUGCCAAUUGGGACAAAGGAUCAUCAAAAAGGAAAAUGGUUGCUGAGUUGGGAGCGUCCUUACGUGAUUAGUGAUAUGCUACCGAAUGGAGCAUAUCGGAUAAUGCAUCCGGAUGGGUUGGAAUUAAAAGGGGUUGUGAACGCAGGGUUUUUGAAACUAUAUCACAUGUCUUUUGGGCUUUUAGUUGAUCGUGUUAGAGUUGACUCAGAAAUUGUGCUUGGUAGUUAA
This is a messenger RNA of Andrographis paniculata, 687 nucleotides long. RefSeq lists its product as uncharacterized. The transcript has 3 exons. Bases 1 to 687 code for a protein of 228 amino acids. NCBI's taxonomy places the organism in Eukaryota, Viridiplantae, Streptophyta, Magnoliopsida, Lamiales, Acanthaceae. The record is from RefSeq and is a predicted model, not a curated record.